AUGACACUGCGCUAUGAUGAAAUACUUGCUGAUAAUUCUUUCGGACAAAUAAUCGGACCAACAACAUAUCAUAUAAAUAAUAAUACUAUACCUUCUUCUUCAAUGACAACUAAUAGUGAUAUAAUGACAGAGGAAAACAAGCCAUUAUCUCUUACAGAAGAAUAUGAUUUUCCUCUCGAAGAUUUAUUUAAUAUGGCUCGACAUUUUCUUAAAGAAAAACAAGGAAGCAAGGCUAUUCAAUUAAAAUAUACAGAAAAUGUACGUUUUGUUGCUCUAUCAAAACAAGCAACAAUUGGAAAAUGGGAUUCAUCUCAUACGCAAAGUGUUGGUCUUCUUGAUGUUGUUGGUAAUGAUCGAAAACAAGCAUGGAUAACAUUAGGAGAUAUGUCAAAAGAUCAAGCAAAAGAAGAAUUUGUUAAAUUAUUAUUAGAACGUUGCCCAACUUUUCGACUUCAUUUAGAAGCACAUCAUGUUGAAAAUGAAGAAAAAGAACGAUUAAAGUAA
This is a messenger RNA of Adineta steineri, 504 nucleotides long. The record is from the annotation of a GenBank genome assembly. Lineage: Eukaryota; Metazoa; Rotifera; Eurotatoria; Adinetida; Adinetidae.